This is a messenger RNA of Meloidogyne enterolobii, 1092 nucleotides long. Lineage: Eukaryota; Metazoa; Nematoda; Chromadorea; Rhabditida; Meloidogynidae. The record is from the annotation of a GenBank genome assembly.
AAAAUGGAAGCCAUGGAAGUAGAUAGCAAACCUAAUGCUCCAGUAGUCACUUCGUCAGCAAAUAAUAGUAAUUCACAUUCUGCCAAUUCAGCAGCAAGUAUUAGUUCUAGUGCAACACAACCUCAAACUAUAACAAUGGGCGGUAACAGUCCUGGUGGAGAAUUUAUCAGCAGAGAAUUUACCAAAGAUCUUGACGAAUGGAUUGCGCAAUUGUAUGAAUGUAAACAGCUGACUGAGAUUCAAGUGAAGCUGUUGUGUGAUAAGGCUCGCGAAAUCCUCAAACACGAAUCUAACGUUCAAGAAGUCAAAUGCCCUGUUACAGUUUGUGGGGAUGUUCACGGACAGUUUCACGACUUGAUGGAAUUGUUCAAAAUGGGUGGAAAGUCUCCAGACACAAAUUAUUUGUUUAUGGGUGAUUAUGUUGAUAGAGGUUAUUAUUCUGUGGAGACUGUUUCGCUGCUUGUUUGUCUUAAGGUUCGUUAUCGUGACCGAGUAACAAUUCUUAGAGGAAAUCACGAGUCUCGACAAAUCACACAAGUUUAUGGAUUUUAUGACGAAUGUUUGCGUAAAUAUGGAAACUCAAAAGUUUGGAAUUACUUCACUGACUUAUUUGACUAUUUUCCUCUUACUGCUUUGGUGGACGGUCAAAUUUUUUGUCUUCAUGGAGGUCUUUCGCCUAGCAUCGACACACUUGAUCAUAUUAGAUCUUUGGAACGUUUACAGGAGGUGCCACAUGAAGGUCCAAUGUGCGAUUUGCUUUGGUCUGACCCAGAUGAUCGUGGUGGUUGGGGGAUAUCUCCUCGUGGUGCUGGUUAUACUUUUGGACAGGACAUUUCUGAGACAUUUAACCACGCAAAUGGCAUUACUUUGAUCUCACGGGCACAUCAACUUGUUAUGGAGGGUUACAACUGGUGCCAUGAUCGAAAUGUUGUUACUGUUUUUUCUGCUCCCAACUACUGUUAUCGUUGUGGAAAUCAGGCAGCUAUGGUCGAGCUUGAUGAUGAGCUCAAAUACUCAUUUUUGCAAUUUGAUCCGGCACCUCGUCGUGGAGAACCUCACGUGACUCGUCGGACACCAGACUAUUUUCUUUGA